Molecule: messenger RNA, 537 nt
Organism: Seminavis robusta
Lineage: Eukaryota; Bacillariophyta; Bacillariophyceae; Naviculales; Naviculaceae
Source: the annotation of a GenBank genome assembly
AUGAGUAUGAUGAACAUGAACAUGAACAUGAACAUGAACAUGAACAUGAACAUGAUGAACGGGCAACGAAUGGGAGGAAUGAACAAGAUGAUGAUGAUGAUGAUGAUGAUGAAAAUGGGUGGCAAGAAGAUGAUGCGAAAGGGAAAGAAAAUGAUGGUGAAAAACAUGGGGGGCAUGAACAAGAUGAUGAUGCGUCCUAACAUGAAAAUGGGGAUGAACAUGCAAUUGACGGGCGCUACAGAAACGGACGGCAAAAUGAUGAAGUUGACUUGGGCGCAACUUCGAGAAAGAAAAAAGAACAUGGCACGAAGAGACGAAAAACGAAGACAACGCAGGCAUCGAAGGAUGAAAAGACGAAGGAAGUGGAAGCAACAGUAUCUGGACCAAUCACAACAGAGGCAAGUUGACACUCACGUCUACUAUAUCUACUAUGGAAGCGACGAAGAGUCGUAUUUUGCGAGCAACAGUACGGACGAUUUCACGAAUGACAGUGCGGAUGAUUUCACAAGUGACAGUGCGGACGAUGUUUUGAACUAA